Diaporthe batatas is the source of this 753-nucleotide messenger RNA. RefSeq lists its product as uncharacterized. Gene Ontology annotation, cellular component: nucleus. The record is from RefSeq and is a predicted model, not a curated record. The coding region runs from base 1 to 753 and encodes 250 amino acids. Gene Ontology annotation, biological process: mRNA export from nucleus. Lineage: Eukaryota; Fungi; Ascomycota; Sordariomycetes; Diaporthales; Diaporthaceae. The transcript has 4 exons. Gene Ontology annotation, molecular function: mRNA binding.
AUGUCUGGCAAGCUCGACCAGUCUCUUGACGAGAUCCUCUCCACCAACAAGCGCACUCCUGCCGGUGGCCGCCGCUCCACCCGCAAGACCGCCCGUCCUGCUGCCGCCGCUCCCAUUGGCGGUGUCAAGAAAAACACCAAGCCUGCACGUGGUGCCGCCGCGAAGCCCUCGUCUGGCAAGGCUUCCAAACCCCCUGGAGAGAGCAAAAUCAUAGUGAGCAACCUGCCCAAGGACGUGUCCGAGAGCCAAAUCAAGGAGUACUUCCAGACAGCUGUUGCGGGAGUCAAGAAGGCCGAGCUCGUCUACGGACCUGGAGGAAGCAGCCGUGGUAUCGCCAACGUUGUGUUCCAUCACUCCGAUGGUGCCAGCAAGGCUUACCAGAAGUUGAAUGGUCUUCUCAUUGACAACCGGCCUAUCCGGGUCGAGGUCGUCGUUACCGGUGAACUGGUUCCUGCGCCUCCUACCCUGAGCCAGCGUGUGAGCCAGCCAAAGGCCACGCCCAAGUCUGCGGCUGCGGACAAGGCAUCCGGAGCCGGAAAGGGUGCAAAGCCUGCUGCUGGUGGCAGAGGUGGUGCCGCCGGCAAGCGCGGUCGUGGUGGUCGCGCGAAGAGCGCCCGUCCCACCAAGAAGACGGCCGACGAGCUUGAUGCCGAGAUGGCGGACUACUUCGACAGCGCCAAGAGCGGCGGCGAGGCCGCUGCAACAGGUGCCACCAACGGCGGCGACGCUGCCAUGGAGGAUGAGGUCCUAUAA